CCCGCGAAAGAACAGAGAAACGCACGGUUUCCUUUUCGAGUCAACUUGCAAAACCCUAGGUUUAAAUAACACCCAUCUCUCUUUCUUUCUUCUUUCAUCGCAUCUUUUACUCUUCUGUCUGCGUCCACGCCAUCUGAAACUCCACAGAUAAUCUAUUUCAAAAAUCCUAGAAAUUCAACUCUUCAAUCUUAUUCUUCUCCUUUCCUCCCUUUCUUCUCCCAUCAUCUUGAUUUCCAGACAUAAAUCUAGGGUUUUCUUUUGUCAAUCAUGGAUCUGCCGAGCCUAGCUCUUGUGCUCCAAGCAGCACUUAGCCCUAAUCCAGAGCAGAGAAAAGCUGCUGAAGAGAGCCUCAAUCAGAUCCAGUAUGCUCCGCAACACUUGGUGAGGCUUUUACAAAUCAUUGUUGAUGGUAAUUGUGACAUGGGUGUACGACAAGUUGCAAGCAUACAUUUCAAAAAUUUUGUGGCUAAAAAUUGGUCACCUCGCGAGCUAGGGGAGCAGCAAAAGAUAUCAAUAGCCGAUAAAGGCAUGGUCAGGGAGAACCUCCUCGUGUUUAUUGUUCAAGUUCCUCCUUUAUUGAGAGUACAGCUUGGGGAGUGCAUCAAGACAAUCAUCCAUGCUGAUUACCCUGAACAAUGGCCUGGCCUUCUCCACUGGAUAAAGCACAACUUGCAAGAUCAACAAGUAUAUGGAGCUUUAUAUGUAUUGAGGAUUCUAUCGAGGAAAUAUGAGUUCAAGUCAGAUGAAGAGCGGAUCCCAGUCUAUCUCAUUGUUAAGGAGACAUUUCCUCAUUUACUGAAUAUAUUUAAUGGGCUUGUUCAAAUUGUCAACCCAACAUUGGAAGUAGCAGAAUUAAUCAAACUCAUUUGCAAAAUAUUCUGGUCGUCAAUAUAUUUAGAGAUACCGAAGCAGCUGUUUGAUGCCAAUGUGUUCAAUGCUUGGAUGGUUUUAUUCUUGAACAUAUUGGAAAGGCCCGUUCCUUUAGAAGGCCAGCCAACUGAUCCUGAGAUGAGAAAAUCAUGGGGUUGGUGGAAAGUGAAGAAGUGGACGGUUCACAUUUUGAACCGGUUGUAUACUCGGUUUGGAGAUUUGAAGCUUCAAAAACCAGAGAGCAAAGCUUUUGCCCAGAUGUUUCAAAAUAACUAUGCUGGGAAAAUCUUGGCGUGCCAUUUGAAUUUGCUGGAUGCGAUCCGUAGGGGUGAAUAUUUACCUGAUAGAGUUACCAACCUUAUUCUCCAAUAUUUGAGUAGCAGUAUUUCAAAAACUAGCAUGUACCAAUUGAUGCAGCCACAUCUUGAUGUUCUUCUUUUUGGGAUAAUUUUUCCACUUAUGUGCUUCAAUGACAAUGAUCAAAAACUAUGGAAUGAAGAUCCACAUGAAUAUGUGAGGAAGGGUUAUGAUAUCAUUGAGGACUUGUAUAGUCCUCGGACUGCGGCCAUGGAUUUUGUAAGUGAGUUGGUGAGGAAACGCGGAAAAGGAAACCUUCAAAAGUUCAUUCAAUUCAUUGUGGAUAUCUUUAAGAGGUAUGAUGAAGAAGCAUCUGUAGAACGUAAACUAUAUCGAGAGAAAGAUGGUGCACUUCUCGCCAUUGGAGCAUUGUGUGAUAAAUUGAAGCAAACUGAACCAUAUAAGUCUGAGCUUGAGCGCAUGUUGGUACAACAUGUUUUUCCCGAGUUUAGCAGUCCUGUUGGUCAUCUUAGAGCAAAGGCAGCAUGGGUGGCAGGCCAGUAUGCCCAUAUCAACUUUGCUGAUCAGAACAAUUUCCGCAAAGCGUUGCAUAGUGUUGUGUCUGGGUUGCGUGAUCCAGAGCUUCCAGUACGUGUUGAUUCGGUCUUUGCAUUGCGUUCAUUUGUUGAGGCUUGUAAAGAUUUGAAUGAAAUCCGUCCUAUUCUUCCUCAAUUGCUUGAUGAAUUCUUUAAACUUAUGAAUGAGGUUGAGAAUGAGGAUCUUGUGUUCACCCUUGAGACUAUUGUGGACAAGUUUGGCGUAGAGAUGGCACCUUAUGCUCUUGGACUAUGCCAGAAUCUGGCAGCUGCAUUUUGGAAGUGCAUGAAUACUUCUGAAGCCGACGAUGAGGCUGAUGAUUCAGGUGCUCUAGCUGCUGUUGGUUGUUUGCGUGCCAUAAGCACAAUUCUUGAAUCUGUGAGCAGGCUUCCCCAUCUUUUCAUCCAAAUAGAGCCUACACUCUUACCCAUAAUGCGUAAGAUGUUGACUACAGAUGGACAAGAGAUUAUUGAGGAAGUUUUGGAAAUUGUGUCAUAUAUGACAUUUUUCUCCCCGAUAAUUUCUAUGGAAAUGUGGAGUCUUUGGCCUUUGAUGAUGGACGCAUUGACAGAUUGGGCAGGUGAUUUUUUUGAAAAUAUUUUGAUCCCUUUGGACAACUACAUAUCCAGGAGUACUGCACAUUUCCUCACAUGCAAGGAUCCGGAUUACCAACAAAGUCUUUGGAAUAUGCUUUCAUAUUUCAUGGCAGAUAAAAAUAUGGAGGAUCAUGAGAUUAAGCCUGCUCCCAAGCUUAUUGAAGUGGUGUUCCAAAAUUGCAAAGGUCAAGUGGAUCACUGGGUUGAGCCGUAUCUCAGGAUCACACUUGAGAGGUUGCGUCAAACAGAGAAACCAUACUUGAAAUGCCUCCUUAUACAAGUGAUUGCUGAUGCUCUUUACUACAAUGCAACAAUGACACUUGGCAUAUUGCAAAAACUUGGGGUGGCUGCAGAAGUUUUUAAUCUCUGGUUUCAGAUGCUACAACAGGUUAAAAAAAGUGGUUUGCAUGCUAAUUUUAGAAGGGAACAUGAUAAGAAAGUUUGCUUGUUGGGAUUGACUUCACUUCUUGCACUUCCCGCGGACCAGUUACCUGGAGAAGCACUGGAACGUGUAUUUAGAGCAACACUUGACCUGCUUGUUGCUUACAAGGAUCAAGUUGCAGAAGCUGGAAAAGAGGAAGAUGGCGAUGAUGAUAAUAUGGAUGGUUUUCAAACUGAUGAGGAAGAUGAUGAGUAUGAAACUGACAAGGAAAUGGGAGAUGAUGGUGAAGAUGCUGAUGAAGCCGACAGUCUUAAGCUUCAAAAGUUAGCUGCCCAGGCAAAGGCUUUCCAGUCAAAUGAUGAUGACGAUGACUCAGAUGAGGACUAUAGUGAUGACGAAGAUCUGCAGUCACCAAUUGAUGAGGUGGACCCCUUUGUUUUCUUUGUGGACACCGUCAAAGCUAUCCAAGUUACCGACCUGGCACGGUUCCAGAGCCUGAUGCAGAAGCUGGAUUUCCACUAUCAGGCGGUUGCCAGCGGCGUGGCUCAGCAUGCGGAGCAAAGGAGGGUGGAGAUGGAGAAAGAGAAGCUUGAGAAAGCAGGCACCUCAUGAUGGCAGCAGUGAGGCUUGAAAUUUUGUUUCCUUUUCUUUCUGUGUCAGUCCAUUUCUCUAGCAGGUACAGAAGCCAACAUGGGUUGCAGUUGCCCAUGAAGGUGGCUUCGCUCGGCUUUACAGAAGUCGGUGGGCAAAGGGUCCAAAGUCCAAGAGUUUGAACCUGGAGAAAGAGUCCCAAUCCCCCAUAUAGCCUAAAGGAGAAAGCAAUGUCAUGUAGGGAGUACCGUCCCUCGUCUCUGGGAUAUGAUACGUAGCCUACACACUUCAAAUGUGUGUUUGGCUGUGCCUGUGCUUUGGUGGUAUGCCUUGCAUUGUGGGAGCUGGGCUCACCGAGCAGUUUUUGUCCUGUUGUAUGAGUCGAUUUCUUUGGGAAAGCAUUUCCCCAUUCCGGGUCGGCCUUCGAUCCCAAGAGUCCUAUUGGUAUGGGAAACCCCUGAUCUGUUUUUUGACUACAACAGAGAGGGGUUUCAAGUAUAGAGUGUAUAUGAUUGGUUUCUGUCAGGAAAAUGGCAGGAUAUAUGAUGCUCUCGGGGCUAUUAUUCUGUAUUUAUAUAUCUUUAAUGUGUUCCUUGGGCGAUGAGCUGAUGCACUCUUCUAUUUCUUUGUCGCUUUUGCUUUUGCUUUUGGAGGGUUAUUAUACAGGUGACCUCCUUUUGUGGGUUGCUCUUCUUCAUGUAAACAUGUUUUAUUUAUUCUUUCUAUGGUUAAAAUUGGGGAUGGUUGGGCAUGUGAUGA
Messenger RNA from Magnolia sinica, 4092 nucleotides. RefSeq names its product importin beta-like SAD2. Lineage: Eukaryota; Viridiplantae; Streptophyta; Magnoliopsida; Magnoliales; Magnoliaceae. Gene Ontology annotation, cellular component: nuclear envelope; cytosol. The coding region runs from base 268 to 3354 and encodes 1028 amino acids. Gene Ontology annotation, biological process: protein import into nucleus. The transcript is spliced from 22 exons. Gene Ontology annotation, molecular function: small GTPase binding. The record is from RefSeq and is a predicted model, not a curated record.